AUGAUGGGAGGUUGAAUUAUAGGAGCAGAGCAUGAGUUGGUGCAAUCAUUUGUAUGUCAUCUUUUUUUCCCCCCUCUCGUUUGGGUUUUUGUGUUGAUUCCUUUUCUCUUUUGGUUAAAAGGGGUGAAAAAUUCUCGUCUUUGUUUUUGCUCCUGAUGAGAUUAAGGCGUCGACAAUGCAUUCCUUCUUGCUCUUCAAUUCGCAGAGUUGAUGAGGAUGACGUUUAUUGGAGACAAGAUGAUGGUGAAGAGUUGGCAUGGUCACAUAAUUCUCCUCACGUAAUUUCGCAGUUAGCUCAAUGUUUUACUAAUGCUAUGGUUGGAUCACGAUCAUGGAUAGGAGGAUUCUUUAGCCGUUCUAGCAAUAAACGCCAUGGAAAUGACAGUAUCAUUGACAACUCUUUUAGCCGUAUUCAGGAGCAAAGACUUCAAAGGCUUCAGGAACGCUUACAUGUACCUUUUGAUGAGACUCGCCCUGAUCAUCAAGAAGCUCUUAGAGCAUUAUGGCAGGCUGCCUUCCCCAAUGUUGUUCUAAAAGGUUUGAUCUCUGAGCAAUGGAAAGAAAUGGGGUGGCAAGGCCCUAACCCAUCAACCGACUUUAGGGGCUGUGGUUUUAUUUCGCUCGAGAAUUUGCUAUUUUUUGCCAGGACUUAUCCGGCUUCUUUUCAUAGGUUAUUGUUCAAGCAAGAUGGGAAACGGGCAACAUGGGAAUAUCCAUUUGCUGUUGCAGGCAUUAAUGUAUCAUUCAUGUUGAUUCAGAUGUUGGAUUUAUAUUCAGCAAAACCAAGGUGUGUUCCAGGAUUCAAUUUCAUCAAAUUAUUAGGAGAAGAUGAAGAAGCUUUUGAUGUGCUAUAUUGCAUAGCUUUCGAGAUGAUGGAUGCUCAAUGGCUUGCCAUGCAUGCUUCUUACAUGGAAUUUAAUGAGGUUUUACAAGUAACACGGACGCAAUUAGAGAGGGAGCUUUCUUUAGAAGACGUCCACCGGAUACAAGAUCUGCCAGCAUAUAACCUCUUAUACCAGUAGCUUUUGUUUUGGGCUCCUCUUCAAAAGCCACAGAAGCAUGUAAUGAGACUCGAGCAGUUUACCGAAUAAACAUGGAAAGUUCUAAUACCUAAGGAAUCUCCUGGAAUGCUGAACAGAGGGAAGAUCUGUUCUCGAGAGUUCAGAUGUAAUUAGAAUGUCCCACUUUUUUAGAGGCCUUUAGCUGGAUUUUGUACAUUAGAAUGGACUCCAAAAAAAGCUAUUGGCAGGAGGUUCGACCUGAUGAACAUUUGUAUGACUUAUCAUGGGCUGUGGGCUGAUUAUUGGAACUGAUAGAUUGAGUGCUCGAUCCUCAAACUUUGUGCCGAGAGAGAGAAAAGAGGGAAAGGUGGUCACAGUGUGUAAGCACACGAUGUUUUGGCGAGUGUUUCAAAGUUGAUCUGACUUGAGCUGUGGUCCUCAUUGGGGUCUAAAACUUGAUAGUACCUGCACAUUUGUUGUCAGACCCCCCAACAAUUUUUCAUGCUUUAAUGGCACUUGAAUUUUUGCCGGACCACAGCUAACUUACAUCGGUGUGUAUGGAAAGAACGAAAUAGAAUCAAAUUUAUUAUUUGAUUUUUAUAUUUUAUAUUUAAUUUU
Malania oleifera is the source of this 1619-nucleotide messenger RNA. RefSeq lists its product as uncharacterized. The record is from RefSeq and is a predicted model, not a curated record. NCBI's taxonomy places the organism in Eukaryota, Viridiplantae, Streptophyta, Magnoliopsida, Santalales, Ximeniaceae. The transcript has 10 exons. Bases 54 to 1022 code for a protein of 322 amino acids.